CUGUGAUGUUUCGCUCACUCGACGCAAAUACAUGAGCUUCUGAAUUAUCACACCGGAGACAAUGACGGAAAUGUUCAUUCUUCCAGAUGAUCCGCCCGACAUCAAGCCCGACCCGGACUCAUUGACGGCACUGGCCGGCAGCGCCCUGGUCGACAAUCCUCGUGACGUGCUUGAUACCAAGGCUGACAUCAAAACAGAGCCAUGCUUCGGGGACCCUGUUUCUUCCUCACGUGAGAUUGGUGGAGACGCGCUUCAGUCCAGUCCCUGGACUUGCCGAUGCUCCAGGAAAGCACAUCUAGUGCUGUACAGGAGCAGUAGAGAUCAGCGGAGUGAUGAGGAUGGCGUUGGUUCUCAGCAGCCCUGCUGUUUUAAAGCUGAAGAGAACGAAGUGACACUCCGAGACGGCAGUCCAUCCCGCGUGAAGAGUGAAGAGCACCCGACGGUCUCUGCUGUUGACGGCGAGUCCUCGAGCCGGGAAGACGCGUCUGGUUUGCAUGUGCAGAUCUUAAUGAGCCACAAGCCGAUUAUCUGUUCCGUGUGUGGGAAGUCUUUCAAAAAGAGGAGGUACCUGCUGGCACAUGCCCGCACGCACAAAGCCACACAGCCCUUCAGCUGCAACAUCUGCGGCAGGCUGUUUAGUCAUAAGGGCGCGUGGAAUAUGCAUGCCCUCAUCCACACGGGGGAGAGGCCUUUCGUGUGCCGCGUGUGCGGAAAGGCUUUCAACCGCAAGGCGAGCGUAAUCGAUCACACGCGAAUUCACACCGGAGAAAAGCCAUUCGUGUGUGAAGCCUGUGGCAAAGCUUUCCGCACAAGUCGCGACCUGAAUCAUCACGUAAGGAAUCACUCUGGAUUGAAGCCGUUUCGCUGCGACUACUGCUGCCGCCUGUUCAGUCGCUUUGCUGAUAUGGUAGAGCACAGCUGCAUCUACGACGGCGAGAGGCCGUUCAGAUGUGGUCUUUGCGGCAAGUCUUUCCGUGACAGGCAAAGGGUCAAGUUUCACAAACGUAGCCACAUGGUGGAGAAACUUUUCAUUUGCGAUGUUUGUGGAAAGGAGUGCAAGGACAAAAGUGUCUGGAAAGUGCAUGUCCGCACUCACACGGGCGAGAGGCCGUACAGCUGCGGCACGUGCGGCAAGUUCUUCAGCACCACCAGCGCUGUUCGCAAACACAGCAUCAUCCACACCGCGGAGAGACCGUUCAGCUGCGACGUCUGCGGAAAAUCGUUCAACCGUAAAAGCAUCAUGACUGUACAUGCCCGCACCCACACUGGAGAGAAACCGUAUACGUGCAUGGUGUGCUCAAGGUCGUUCAGUACGAAAGGCACGCUGAGCAUGCACGUGUUGACCCACACCGGUGAGAGACGGUACAGCUGCGUCAUCUGUGCGAGGUCGUUUGCCCGGAGGUCAGUAUUUCUCGAACACACCCGCACUGCCAAGCACAGAAUGGGACUGCUAGCAGCGGGCGGUACAAAUGAUGAACAGCAGCAUUAA
This is a messenger RNA of Pollicipes pollicipes, 1489 nucleotides long. RefSeq names its product zinc finger protein OZF. Gene Ontology annotation, biological process: regulation of transcription by RNA polymerase II. Lineage: Eukaryota; Metazoa; Arthropoda; Thecostraca; Pollicipedomorpha; Pollicipedidae. Gene Ontology annotation, molecular function: RNA polymerase II cis-regulatory region sequence-specific DNA binding; DNA-binding transcription factor activity. The transcript is spliced from 4 exons. The record is from RefSeq and is a predicted model, not a curated record. Bases 62 to 1489 code for a protein of 475 amino acids.